Molecule: messenger RNA, 5214 nt
Organism: Lytechinus variegatus (green sea urchin)
Lineage: Eukaryota; Metazoa; Echinodermata; Echinoidea; Temnopleuroida; Toxopneustidae
Product: serine/threonine-protein phosphatase 6 regulatory ankyrin repeat subunit A-like
Exons: 9
Coding region: 1-5214 (1737 amino acids)
Cellular component (GO): cytoplasm
Molecular function (GO): protein binding
Source: RefSeq, a predicted model, not a curated record
AUGGAUCGUCAGAAUCAGGAUCUUCAGAGUGCAGUUUCGCGAGAUGAUUUUCAAGCUGUCAAAGGUCUAUUACAACAAGGUACUCACAUAAGCCAACCAGAUCAAAAUGGAAAUACUCCAUUACACAUGGCCGCACAACGUGGCAAGAAAGAAAUCAUGGAGUUUCUCAUUCAACAUGGUAGUGAUGUAGAGAAGGAGAAUGAAGAUGGACAAACACCCUUACAUCUUGUCACAUUGCAUGGAAACCUUGAAGCAACGAAAGUAAUACUCAGCCACGGUGGAAAUGUGGGCAAAGAGGACAACACAGGCUUCUGUCCAUUACUCAACGCCGUAAAGAAUGGUCACAAUGAUGUAGUGCGAUACUUCCUCAGUCAAGGCACCAGUGUGAAUAAGGUCAAUAGUAAAGGAUGGACACCCUUGUAUAUCGCUGCUGGGUUUGGCAAGAUUGACAUGUUGAAAUACUUGAUCAGUGAAGGAGCUGAUGUACAUUGUACACAGGAAAACAAUUUAUUGCCAUUGGAACACGCUUCAUCAUUUGGUCAUGUAGAGGUAGUGAAGUAUCUUGUAAGUAAAGGAGCUGAUGUGAAUACGGUUGAUAAUAAUGGUUACAGUGCAUUGCGUGCUUCUGCUUUCAAUGGUCAUAUUGAGGUCGCAAAAUAUCUGAUUAGUCAGGGAGCGGAGGUGAAUAAGGGAGAUAAUGAGGGCUGGACUCCUUUACAUGUUGCUGCUCAAGAAGGCCAUCUGAAAACAUGUGAAUAUCUGAUCAGUCAAGGAGCUGAGGUGAAUAAAGGAAAGAAUGAUGGUGGGACUGCAUUACACAGUGCUGCUCAGAAGGGUCACCUUGAUGUAACCAGAUAUUUGAUAAAUCAAGGAGCCGAGGUGAAUAGGGUUGAUAGUAAUGGUUACAGUGCAUUGCGUGAAUCUGCUUUCAAUGGUCAUAUUGAGGUCGCAAAAUAUCUGAUUAGUCAGGGAGCUGAGGUGAAUAAGGGAGAUAAUGAGGGCUGGACUCCAUUACAUCUUGCUGCUCAAGAAGGCCAUCUGAAAACAUGUGAAUAUCUGAUCAGUCAAGGAGCUGAGGUGAAUAAAGGAAAGAAUGAUGGUGGGACUGCAUUGCUCAGUGCUGCUUGGAACGGUCACCUUGAUGUAACCAGAUAUUUGAUAAAUCAAGGAGCUGAGGUGAAUAGGGUUGAUAGUAAUGGUUACAGUGCAUUGCAUGGUUCUGCUUUCAAUGGUCAUAUUGAGGUCAUCAAAUAUUUGAUUAGUCAGGGAGCUGAGGUGAAUAAGGGGGAUAAUAAGGGUGCGACUCCUUUAAUUGUUACUGCUCAAGAAGGUCAUCUGAAAACAUGUGAAUAUCUGAUCAGUCAAGGAGCUGAGGUGAAUAAAGGAAGGAAUGAUGGUUGGACUGCAUUACACAGUGCUGCUCAGAAGGGUCACCUUGAUGUAACCAGAUAUUUGAUAAAUCAAGGAGCCGAGGUGAAUAGGGUUGAUAGUAAUGGUCACAGUGCAUUGCGUACUUCUGCUUUCAAUGGUCAUGUUGAGGUCACCAAAUAUCUGAUUAGUCAGGGAGCUGAGGUGAAUAUGGGGGAUAAUAAGGGUGCGACUCCUUUAAUUGUUGCUGCUCAAGAAGGCCAUCUGAAAACAUGUGAAUAUCUGAUCAGUCAAGGAGCUGAGGUGAAUAAAGGAAAGAAUGAUGGUUGGACUGCAUUGCACAGUGCUGCUCAGAAGGGUCACCUUGAUGUAACCAGAUAUUUGAUAAAUCAAGGAGCCGAGGUGAAUAGGGUUGAUAGUAAUGGUUACAGUGCAUUGCAUGAUUCUGCUUUCAAUGGUCAUGUUGAGGUCAUCAAAUAUCUGAUCAGUCAAGGAGCUGAGGUGAAUAAGGGAGAUAAUGAGGGCUGGACUCCUUUACAGGUUGCUGCUCAAGAAGGUCAUCUGGAUACAUGUGAAUAUCUGAUCAGUCAAGGAGCUGAGGUGAAUAAAGAAAUGAAUGAUGGUCGGACUGCAUUACACAGUGCUGCUCAGAAGGGUCACCUUGAUGUAACCAGAUAUUUGAUAAAUCAAGGAGCCGAGGUGAAUAGGGUUGAUAGUAAUGGUUACAGUGCAUUGCAUGGUUCUGCUUUCAAUGGUCAUAUUGAGGUCAUCAAAUAUCUGAUCAGUCAAUAUUUGAUAAAUCAAGGAGCCGAGGUGAAUAAAGGAGGGGAUUAUGGUUUGAACCCUUUGCACUUUGCUGCUCAGAAGGGUCAUCUUGGUACAUGUGAUUAUCUGCUCAGUCAAGGAGCUGAGGUGAAAAAUGGAGAUGAUGAUGGCUGGAAUCUGUUUAAUGCUGCUUCCGACGGUCAUACAUCCAUUGUCAAAUAUCUCAUCAGUCAAGGUGCAGAGGUCAAUGAGGAAGAUUCGAAGGACUGUACCCCGUUACAUUACGCUGCUAAAGCAGCUCAUUUUGUCACCUGCAAUUAUCUGCUCAGCCAAGGAGCUGAGGUAAAAAACGGAGAUAUUUACGGAUGGUGUCUGUUUAGUGCUUCUUCCUGCGGUCAUACAUUCAUCGCUAAAUAUCUGAUCAGUCAAUGUGCUGAGGUUAAUAAGGGAGAUAGUGACGGCUGCACUCCAUUACAGGUUGCUGCUCAAGAAGGUCAUCUUCAUACAUGUGAAUAUCUGAUUUGUCAAGGAGCUGAGGUGAAUAGGGUUGAUGAUAAUGGUUACGGUUCAAUACAUGGUUCUGCUAAUAAUGGUCAUGUUGAGGUCACCAAAUAUCUGAUCAGUCAAGGAGCUGAGGUCAAUAUGGGAGAUAUUGAGGGCUUGACUCCUUUACACGUUGCUGCUCAAGAAGGUCAUCUGGAUACAUGUGAAUAUCUGAUCAGUCAUGGAGCUGAGGUGAAUAAAGGAAGGAAUGAUGGUGGGACUGCAUUACACAGUGCUGCUCAGAAUGGUCAUCUUGAUGUAACCAAACAUUUGAUCAGUAAAGGAGCUGAAGUCAAUAAAGGAGAUGGUGAUGGUUUGAAUCCUUUGCACUAUGCUGCUCAGGAGAGUCAUCUUGGUACAUGUGAUUAUCUGCUCAGUCAAGGAGCUGAGGUGAAAAACGGAAAUGAUGGUGGCUGGAAUAUAAUAAAUGCUGCUUCCGUUGGUCAUACGUUCAUUGUCAAAUAUCUUAUCAGUCAAGGAGCAGACGUCAAUGAGGAAGAUUCAGAGGGCUGUACUCCGUUACACUAUGCUGCUAAAGGAGCUCAUCUUGGCACCUGCGAUUAUCUGCUCAGCCAAGGAGCUGAGGUAAAAAAAGGAAAUAGUGACGGCUGGACUCUGUUUAGUGCUUCUGCCAACGGUAAUACAUUCAUUGCCAAAUAUCUGAUCAGUCAAGGUGCUGAGGUUAAUAAGGGAGAUAGUGCCGGCCGCACUCCACUACAAGUUGCUGCUCAAGAAGGUCAUCUUGACAUGUGCAAUUAUCUGAUCAGUAAAGGAUCUGAGGUUGGCGAGGGAGAUGGCGAUGGUUGGACCCUCUGUAAUGCUGCUCUAAACGGUCACCAAUUCAUCACCAAAUAUUUGAUCAGACAAGGUGCUAAGGUGAAUGAUAGAUAUAGUAUUGGUCGAACUGCUUUACACAUUGCUGCUCAGAAUGACCAUCUUGAAGUCACCAAGUGUCUCAUAAGGUAUGAGGCAGAUGUCAAUACGACCGAUAAUCAGGGAUGGACCCCCUUACACGUUGCUGCUGAAGGCGGCCAUUUUGAUAUAUGCGAGUAUUUGAUUGGUCAAGGAGCUGAGGUUAAUAAUAUUGAUAAUAAAGGUUACACUGCAUUGCACUUUGCUGUUGAAAGUAGCAAUUUCAAUAUCACCAAGCAAUUGCUUCGUCAAGGAGCUAAGGUUAACAAAGAAAAUAACCAGGGUGAUACACCAUUACACAUUUCCGUUAAAAAAGGUUUCUUCGAGCUUGUUCAAGUUCUACUUUCAGGAGGAGCAUGUUUUUCUGAUGACAAGGACGACCAGACGCCAUUACACCAUGCAUUGACUCUUGGGUUCAAAGAUAUCACCGAUCUACUCAUUGCUGAUUGGAAUUCAAAGAACAAUCUACCGAUUCUUCACGUUGCUGUCCUCCGCGGUGAUGCAUCCCUAGUAGAGAAAUUAAUCUCUUAUGGAUGUGAUCUGAACACUCAAUCAACUGAUGGUCAGACGUGUCUUCAUAAAGCCAUUAAGUUAUGCUACAUGAAUGAGAGAACUGUGAAGGAAACUGAAAUAUUAAAAAAGAUAUCCAAUGAAUACUACAAUGGUGCGUUAUCUCCAGAGAAGGGACUGGUGUUCUAUCUUCUUGACAAUGGAGCUAGUUUAGAUAUAAAGGACGAUGCAGGCAAUCUCCCAAUCGACUAUGCAAAGGAUCAUGUGAUCAAUCAGAUGAUCUUGCUGAGGUUACCUAUAGAGGAUAUUGUAUAUUCAAAAGAUGCACCACCAAGUACUAGUAAUCUUUCCCUUGAAGCCAAGCCAUCUAAGAACCAAAACGUUGAAUUAGAAGACCAUGACGUGUCAAUCGUUAUCCCUCCUGGCGCUGUUCUUAAUGAUGACAAGGGUGAGAUCACCCUUUUCAUCUUACGAGAGCUCCCCGGUAUCGACCUCCAAGAAGAUGAAUCAGUGGCAUGUUACGGGAUCAGAUGUGAUCCUCCAAACUUCAUGUUCCUCAAACCUGUUAAGAUCAGGAUACCACACUCUUCAGUGGUCAUUAAUCCAGAUCUAGUGAAGCCAGACAUCGUUUCUCGGGUAUGGGACUCGGCCAAGAAUAUACCAAGAACCUCAAGACAGAGAACAUCCAACGCAUCGGACAAGCCACCAUACUGCAGAGUGUAUGAAAGGCAUCUAGAGCUCUACAUCACCCACUGUGCUGACUGGUGGGUUCUUAUCCCUCUUGAACAACAGGUGAUCCGACAGAAACUGAUGUGCACUCCAUACAUCCCAGAUAAGAUAAAUAUGGGUGAUGAAUUCGCGGUCAAUCUCCAGAUGUAUAACGGCCUUCCUGGGACCGAAUCAGUCCUCUCUGUGAGGGAUCUUCAAACCAAGAUGAAACAGUGUGUUACACUAUACGUACCUCCAUGUGCAGAUGAUGUUGACUUUACAGUGAUUACAAUAACAAUUGCACAGUCUGGAAAGCACGGGAUAUCAGGAUCUAUUGCUUUUGUCCCAAGAUACAAAGAUGGACAAGAGUGGCCACCUCUAUCUGAACACAUAGACUUCAAACGGUAA